AAAACAUUGGCAAGUUUCGUAAUUUGUACAUGUAGGUGAGGACAUUACCUCACAUGCCAUAUGUGGCACACAAGAAGCUUGUAACUGUAGUUCACACACCAGUGCGUAUUUACCACUCUGGCACAUACCUACCCAUAAAGAUACACUCACGCGUCAGGCCCAGCAUUAUAGCAGCAGAGCUCAACAGGAUACGCUACCUUACCAGGCCCUCCUUCAAAUCCUACACGGAGAAUUAUCUUAACUCCAAGGACUAUAUUGACUUUGAUGAUGAAACGAGGGAAAUCCGUGCAAAGACGGAUGACCUACUUCGCAGAAUCCACGUUUUUAUUCCACGACCUAUACUUAGCCACUACAACGAACUAUCACCGGAACGUCUACGCAGUGACGACUACGUACGUCGCAUAAUCAAUGCGAAAAACAUAUCCAAGGACAUCGACAGUCUACCCUGGUACGAGACCCCAGUGAUCAGGAACAUCGGGACGGGCAAUCUCGCAUGCAUAAAGUACGCGGGCGGCAGACCUCAACCACGCCGCCGACCAUACUACACCGUUGGCGACCUCGUGCCUGGUGAUGUCAGAAGCGAUGUUAACCUGAUGAGCUACUAUCUAAAGAAUCGCAAGGCCGCUGAAGAUGCCUCUCCGCAAAGCGAACAUCAUAAUGAUGGCAAUAAAGAAGCUAUUAUUAAUGAAAUACCGGAACAAAUGAUGAAGGAGCAAGAUGAUUUCGAGCUAACAGAAACAGAAUCGAAGCCCAAACUUCAAACGAAGACGAAAUCGCAAGAGGACCAUGAGAAUGAUGACUUUGAAUCUCAGUACAACAAGGACGUUGUUAUAGUGAAAAAGCAGCCAGAUGAGGACACAAUUAGAAAAGUUCAAGAAUACCUAGAAAAAAAAGCUGCAGAAAAAAAAAUGGAGGAAGAUAGAAGAGCAUGGGAAGCCGCUGAACGAAGAAGAAUUGCAGAGGAAAAAGAAAUUGCUAGACUAGCAAAAUUGAAAAUUGAAGAAGAUAUUCGUAUAGCAGAAAUUAAAGAACAAGAAAGAUUGGAAGCUGAAAGACAAACAAUAAUAGCCAGAGCUGAAGCUGCCAGACUCGAAGCAAUAAGACUUAUCGAAGAUGAAAAAUUAUACAAUGAAGCUGUUGCACAAGCGAUUGCUGACGAAGAAGAUCGAGCUUUCCGCGAAAAAGAGAAAGAAGAAUUAGAGAGAAGGCAAACUGAAGAAGAAGACAAAUUAGCCAACCUAGCCUUCUCAGUUGAUACUACUGGCAUAGAUAGUGGAAUUGUCGUCCUCGAGCACAGCACUGAUGAAUACUCCGGUCAUAUUAACUCUACGUAUCAAGAUAAGGAAGCGAAACCCUACGAAGUUGAUCACGAUGAAGAUACCGAGAUUGAAGAAGACGAACACGAGGAAAAUAAUGAAAUAGAAAAUCCUUUCAAUUAUGGAGAAGCAGCUUUAGGUUUAUCUGAAAUAGAUGAACUUAUUACAGAAACACCCAAAAUUAAAGAGACAGGUUAUGAUCAUGGAGAACAAGGAUUUGACUGGUCGCAAUAUGAAAGUGAACAUGAAGAAGAAGCAUGUGAGAAAUCUGAAGGGUCAAAAGUUGAAGAAACUUAUAAUAAUGUUGAGCAGCAUCAAAUGUUUGAAGAAUCGGAGAUUAAAAGCGUAGAAGUCAAUGAAACACAAUUAGAAGAAAUACAAGUAACAGAAGAAGUAGAAGAUAUCAAAUCUGAAGAAAAAUUUAUUAAUGAAUCGUUUCAAGAAGAAAACGAAGAUGAAGAAAACGAAACUAAGGAAGAGAAUGAAGACGAAACUAAAAAUGCCGAUGAACAAGAUGAAACUGAGGAAGAGUAUGGUGAUAGUAAUGAUGAAAUGGAGAAUGAAGAUAAAAAAUAA
Ceratosolen solmsi marchali is the source of this 1892-nucleotide messenger RNA. Its product is annotated as glutamic acid-rich protein-like. The coding region runs from base 54 to 1892 and encodes 612 amino acids. The record is from RefSeq and is a predicted model, not a curated record. The transcript has 9 exons. Lineage: Eukaryota; Metazoa; Arthropoda; Insecta; Hymenoptera; Agaonidae.